Messenger RNA from Xiphias gladius (swordfish), 1477 nucleotides. RefSeq names its product zinc finger protein 330 (gene noazfp). Bases 177 to 1139 code for a protein of 320 amino acids. Gene Ontology annotation, molecular function: zinc ion binding. Lineage: Eukaryota; Metazoa; Chordata; Actinopteri; Istiophoriformes; Xiphiidae. Gene Ontology annotation, cellular component: nucleus. The record is from RefSeq and is a predicted model, not a curated record. The transcript has 10 exons.
AUAGGAACCAAUCUUCCUGCACUGUGCUUCGACCCGUUCACAUCUUCAGAUCGGACCAACCGCUGUCGCAGCGCUGAUCGCUUCGGUAAAAAAAAAUUUUUUUGCAAAUCUACAAUUUCGUAACCUGAGGUCAAACCUGCUGUCAGCUCAGUGAGCGUCCGCCCGCCGAACCAGAGAUGCCCAAAAAGAAAACCGGUGCACGGAAAAAGGCUGAGAGCCGUAAAGAGCGAGAGAAACAGAUCCGAGCCAACCGGGAACACGUUGAUGUGGCCAAACACCCCUGCAACUCCAACAUGGACUGUGACAAAUGCCAGAGAAAACAGAAGAACAGAGCUUUCUGCUACUUCUGUAACUCAGUGCAGAAGCUGCCUGUCUGCGCCCAGUGUGGCAAAACCAAGUGCAUGAAGUCAUCAGACUGUGUCAUCAAACAUCCUGGGAUCCACAGCACUGGGAUGGCCAUGGUGGGGGCAGUUUGUGACUUCUGCGAAGCCUGGGUGUGCCAUGGUAGGAAAUGCCUCAGCACUCAUGCUUGUGCAUGUCCCCUGACCGAUGCAGACUGCAUUGAGUGCGAGCGUGGUGUCUGGGAUCAUGGGGGGCGAAUUUUCCGCUGCUCCUUCUGUCAGAACUUCUUGUGUGAGGAUGAUCAGUUCGAACACCAGGCAAGCUGCCAAGUUCUUCAGGCAGAAACAUUCAAAUGUGUUUCCUGUAAUAGACUGGGACAACACUCCUGCCUGCGCUGUAAGGCCUGUUACUGUGAUGACCAUGCCAAGAGUAAGGUCUUCAAACAGGAAAAAGGAAAAGCUCCACCAUGUCCCAAGUGUGGCCACGAGACACAGGAGACCAAAGACCUCAGCAUGUCCACUCGCACGUUGAAAUUCGGCCGCCAGACUGGCGCCGAUGAUGACGAUUAUUACGAUGGAGCAUCAGGGUAUGACUCCUACUGGAAGAACAUAGCAUCUGGAGGUGGAGACCAACAGGACGACUACGGAGAGGAUGACGACUACGAGGAAGAUGAGUAUGAGGAGGAGGAGGACGAAGAGGAGGAGGACGAGGAAGAUGAGGAGGAGGAGGAAGAGCGGGAAGAGGAAAGGGCUGCUGAUUCCCUGGCUGCUCUUAAAUUAGACGAGACUGCUGCCUGAACUAAUAAACAGACUGAAGAGCCUGUUGGUGGAGUGCGCAGUCCCAAAGGAUUCUCAGUGGAUGUUCACAUUGUUAUAAUUGAGGAAUCAAGGGACAUCCAUGUAACAUGAAAGUUCCUCAACAAUUUAGCUGGUAUAACUAGGGCUGCGCAUCAAUACUAGUGUUGAUACAGUACCUACAUUUCACUACAAAUACUUAUUCCAAUAACUGAGUCUGAGAAUUAUAAAUGUUAUUCAACACAGCCCACACAAACCAUUGCACAGGAAGUACAAAAAUAAAAAUAAAGGCAAGAUAUGAUUUAAAUCAAAAAUUGACUGAUUAAAAAAAAAAAAAAAAA